Portunus trituberculatus (swimming crab) is the source of this 1535-nucleotide messenger RNA. Its product is annotated as endoglucanase E-4-like. Lineage: Eukaryota; Metazoa; Arthropoda; Malacostraca; Decapoda; Portunidae. The record is from RefSeq and is a predicted model, not a curated record. The transcript is spliced from 10 exons. Gene Ontology annotation, molecular function: hydrolase activity, hydrolyzing O-glycosyl compounds. Gene Ontology annotation, biological process: carbohydrate metabolic process. The coding region runs from base 16 to 1326 and encodes 436 amino acids.
UAUCUGCUUCGACUUAUGUACCUCACUUUUGACCACCCAUUUCAGGUAUUGUGUAUGUCUUAUCUGUUCUACGAGGCGGAGCGCUCCGGCUAUCUUCCGCCCGACCAACGUGUUACCUGGCGCGGCAACUCAGGACUCGGGGACGGCAAUGACGUAGGGAGGGACCUGACUGGCGGCUAUUAUGAUGCUGGUGAUCAUGUAAAGUUCGGGUUUCCAAUGGCGUACACCACCACCGUCUUGUCCUGGGGUCUCAUUGACUUCACGGAGGGACAUAUCAAAGCUGGACAGCUAGACUAUGGGCGCGCCGCUGUGCGUUGGGCGACUGACUAUUUCAUUAAGUGCCACACGGCCGAGAGGGAGUUCUAUGGCCAGGUUGGGGACGGAUACGCGGACCACGGCUUCUGGGGACGCCCUGAAGACAUGACCAUGUAUCGUCCCGCUUUCAAGAUCCACCAAGGAGCUCCAGGAUCUGAUUUGGCUGGAGAGACUGCCGCUGCUAUGGCCGCCGCGUCAAUUGUCUUCAAGAAUGUGGACGACGGUUACUCCAGCACUCUGCUAACCCACGCUAGGCAACUCUUUGAUUUCGCUGACCAGAAUAGGGAUUUGUACCAUAACUCAAUCCCACAAGCAGCAGACUUCUACAGGUCGUGGAGUGGCUAUGGGGAUGAGCUGUGCUGGUCCGCUCUGUGGUUGUACCGCGCCACCAAUGAACAGCAAUACCUGGAUAAGGCCAAACAGUUCUGGGAUGAAUUCGGCAUCGGCAACGUUCCUGGCGAAUUCUCCUGGGACAACAAAAACGCCGGAGUCUAUGCUCUCUUCACGAUGCUGGACGGGGACGGCAAGUAUUCGGGCGCCCUCAACACCUUCCUCAGCAACAUCAGAAAUAACAACCCGUACACCCCUGGCGGUAUGGUAUUCAUCAGUGAGUGGGGCUCCACAAGGCAGGCAGCUAAUGCAGCCUUCAUUGCUCUCAUGGCAAACAAGCUGGGAAUCGAUUCGGGCACCAACUAUGGCUGGGGGAAGGGGCAGAUCGAUUACAUCAUUGGCACCUACGGUCGCUCCUUCGUGGUGGGCUACAAUAACGGUCCACAGAAGCCUCACCAUCGCUCUAGCUCGUGCCCAAAUAUGCCCGAGUACUGUGACGGGAACUGGGCUUUGAACCAGGGUGGCCCCAAUCCCCAGACGCUGUACGGAGCCCUUGUGGGGGGUCCUAGUCAGGACGGAAGCUACAACGAUGAUCGCCAUGAUUACGUGAAAAACGAGGUUGCAUGCGACUAUAACGCUGCUUUUACUGCCGCCCUGGCUGCCAUCGUGGAGUCCAUGUGAGACCAGGCACCAUGUUCAGAAUCGUUUUUAUUCACCACUAACAUUAUAUUAAAAGCAUUUGGUUGAAGUUACAUGGGCUCUUAAGAACGUUUUAUAUGAUGAUAGUUAUAGAUUGACAAUAUAUCUGUAGCAUUAAUCGGAGGAGGAUUCUUAAGAACCCGGAUAAUUAUCUAUGUGGUCUUGAAAGUAGUAAAGAUAAGAGAGCAAAA